Molecule: messenger RNA, 2022 nt
Organism: Limulus polyphemus (Atlantic horseshoe crab)
Lineage: Eukaryota; Metazoa; Arthropoda; Merostomata; Xiphosura; Limulidae
Product: Golgi reassembly-stacking protein 2-like
Exons: 9
Coding region: 106-1179 (357 amino acids)
Biological process (GO): Golgi organization
Cellular component (GO): Golgi apparatus
Molecular function (GO): protein binding
Source: RefSeq, a predicted model, not a curated record
AUAAUGUAAACAUAACUGUUUAGUUGCCACGUAAAUAAUAAUUGAGUUGUCACUUUUUUUUUCAUAUAGCGAGUUUAUAUUUUUGUAUCUUCUCGAUAAACAUAAAUGGGAGGAACACAAAGUUUAUCGAUAUCUGGAGGUGGUACAGAAGGAUAUCAUGUUCUCAGAGUACAAGACAACUCUCCAGGGCAAAAUGCUGGCUUAGAAUCAUUUUUCGAUUUUAUUGUAGCAGUAGGAAAAACAAGACUGAGUCAAGACAAUGAUUAUUUAAAAGAAGUUUUGAAAGCCAACGAGGAGAAACCAGUUAUUAUGACUGUUUACAGUAGUAAAACACAGAAUGUCAGAGAUGUAGAAAUAAUACCUUCCAAUAAAUGGGGAGGGCAGGGUUUACUUGGGGUCAGCAUAAGAUUCUGUUCUUUUGAAGGGGCAAAUGAAAAUGUGUGGCAUGUUUUGGAUAUAAAACCACAUUCCCCAGCAGAACUUGCUGGCUUUCAGCCUUUCUUGGAUUACAUAAUUGGUGUUGAUUCAGUUCUUCAUGAGUCGGAAGAUCUGUUUACAUUAAUCGAAGCUCAUGAAGGCAAACCUUUAAAGCUGUAUGUGUAUAGCACAAAUACUGAUACUUGCCGUGAGGUCACCAUAACACCAAAUAAACACUGGGGAGGAGAAGGAAGUUUAGGGUGUGGGAUUGGUUAUGGUUACCUACACAGGAUACCUUUCAGAGAACCAGGGCACACUAAACCUGAAUCUUGUAUUAAUCAGACAGUCAACACUCAGCCUUCACCACCUAUAAGUUCAGUAACAGAUGGUUAUUCAUCGGUACAAUUGACAGCCCCUUCCACUACCCCAAAUGCAAUGAUAGAAGAUGCCAUCCAAAGUAUUUCAGCCUUAAAUGUAAAUACUUCACCUACUCCACAUCCAUGCACAGCUAAGAAUCCAUCCGAUGUUACCACAAGUACACCUACAGUUCCAGUAGUUGGUGGGCUACCAUUGACUACCCCUAUUAACUUGCCAGGGAUGCCUCCCAUCACAGUCUCUGCCACUCUGCCCCAUGAUGCUAUGGUAGAUGUUGUCACUUCCACUACUGAGAAACCAACAGGGUUAGAUCCCCAAGAACUCAGUAAAGCAGUUAUUGGAGGUACUGUUUCUUCUCAAGGAAUGUCUAUUCCACAACAUCUGUAAUUUUUCUUUUAUUCCAACACCUUAUAGUGUUUGAAGCAAACCAAGUCUAGCUAAGAUUGUAUGGUUUAAUGAUCUCUCAUAAUUGUAUGAUGCUACAAAUGUUUUACAUAAAAUACAGCCUUAUACAUAUUUUGACACCAAACAAAAUUAUAAUUUAUGUUACUAAUGUUGGUUUUUCAAUGUACUCAAGAUGAGCUGUGAUGUUGAACUAUCACUGCACUAUUAAAAUAAUAUAUUUCUUAAAAAAUAUAAUGAUGGAUUUGUUAUUUUUUUGAAUUAAUAAAGAAGCAUUUGCAUUGUUACUCAGUCAUCUAAAUAUUAACAAGUCAAGGUGAGAAAGAAACUUAAAAUUAAAUCAUAAUAAGAAAAAACUAGAGUAAGUAAAAAUAGGAAAGAAGCAUUUAAAACCAUGUUAUCUACCUCAGUACUCUAGAUAAUUAUGUCAUAUAAUCUAGUGAAAUGAUGCUAGUUUAGUGAUAAGCAGCUGUUUCUCCACAAUUUCAGUAUCACUGGUGUCACAUACAAUGUUGUUUGUUUUGAAAACAAUAAUCCUAGUACUUUUAUUUAUUCUCUUAUUAGAAUCCAUUAGGGUAAUUUGUUCAGAGAUUGAUCAUGUGUUUCACCUGGUGUGUAAUUCUACACUCAUUCUUAGGAAGAGAUAGAAUCCAAUGGAGAAGUUAAUUUUGAUAGUUCCAAACUUCCAGUUCACUAAGUCUACCAAUUUCAAUCUUAUUAUAACUUGCUUGACUAAGAACUAGUUGCUUUUGGAGAAGUUUCUUGGAAAAAUAAUUUUUAUAAAAGUCUUUAAUUUUCAUAUUUUUAUAUUUUUAAAGGUCGCAGGUU